CCCUCUUGGGGUUUUAGCCUUCGGAGCAGAAUCGAGCACUGUCUGCAAGUGCAAGUGCAGAGUGCAGGCCUAAUCUCGCCUCUUCUUCUUUCCUUUUUCUUGGGUUUUUCUCGUUUUCGAAUCGAAAUCUCACGGCUUUUGGUUGCAGAAGGAAUCCUGUUCCGAGCGCGAGAUUCAUCUCCUCUCGGCUUUCGUUCUGUACCCAGAAUCCGCGAGAAGAACCCGAGAAAGCAGGAAUUCUUCUCGCCUGUUCGUCGCGUAGUGAUCAUCAUCGUUCCGAACAAAACGAUGCCCGCGAACGACGGCUUCUCAGGUGUCUCAAAUUGCUACGUCUUCAAGAGUCGGUUGCAAGAGUAUGCACAAAAAGUGGGACGACCAACCCCAGUCUAUGAGACCAUAAAAGAAGGUCCUUCGCAUGAACCUUCAUUUAGAUCAACGGUGAUUGUUAAUGAUGUCAGAUAUGAUUCUUUACCUGGGUUCUUCAACCGGAAAGCAGCCGAGCAGUCAGCUGCCGAAGUUGCAUUGCUGGAGUUAGCAAAGUCUGGUGAAAUCAGUGACAGCAUUUCUCAACCAGUUCAUGAAACGGGGUUAUGCAAAAACCUUCUUCAGGAAUAUGCGCAGAAGAUGAAUUAUGCGAUUCCCCUGUAUGAAUGCCGAAAGGAUGAGGCAACCGGGAGAGUGCCUCUCUUUUCAUGCACUGUUGAGAUUGGUGGAAUUCGUUACAUUGGUGCCACUGCAAAAACCAAGAAAGAAGCGGAGAUUAAAGCUGCCCGAACAGCUCUUCUUGCCAUACAGUCGAGUACACCCAAUUCAUCUGAGAAACCGAUUACCAACUCUCAGCUGACGGUCGUUCCAUGUAAAAAGAGAGGGAUAGAGACGGCUACUAAUGCUGAGGACGCUGGAAAUCCUCCCAAGGCAAAGAAAGCGCGCUUCAAGAAGAAAUCGUCGAAAAGGAAGCUCUCAGCGGAUAAGUUAGGCAAUGAUCAAAUUCAGAAUACGGGAAAUCCUAAUCUAAGGAUCAACAACCCUGUUCCAUCUGGAGUCUCAGAAGGUGCAACUGGACCAUCGGCGAGGGACUUGGGGCUCAAUACAAAUGGAAAUGAAAGCGAAAGAUGUGUGGAUAUUGCUCCUGUGAAUGCUCUUAAUUUUCAAAAUUUGCAGUGCCUAGCUUCCAAUUUCAAUCAAGGCAACCUUGGCACUCAAGGUACACUCCUUGUCCCUCAUGAAGAUGCUAGUACUUUGUUGAGGGAGACGAAUAACAUUUCUGGAGUCGAUGAAGUGACCUCAGCUGCAAACUAUUGCUCUGGCUGUGCUAACAUGGAGAACUCAAGUGGCAUUGUUGGGUUUGACUAAUCUAAAGAAAGUGUCUGAAAUAUUGCAGAUUAUUAUUAGGACCUAGAUAAUUAUUCAAUGGAAGCUUACUUUUUGAUUCCUUUUAGGAUAGAGCUAUUGUCAUAUUUGACGAGAGUAAUUAAGUCAUUAUCAGCAGACUUGGUCUGGAGCCACAUAGGUGCUAUAUGUUUUGAGUGCAAAUGCUUGUUCUCGAACAAUUGACAAGAUUCUUAAUGAGAAGCAAAUUCAGAUGUAUUGCAUGAUCUCA
This is a messenger RNA of Syzygium oleosum, 1600 nucleotides long. RefSeq names its product double-stranded RNA-binding protein 1-like. The record is from RefSeq and is a predicted model, not a curated record. Gene Ontology annotation, biological process: rRNA processing; regulation of gene expression. The transcript is spliced from 3 exons. Gene Ontology annotation, cellular component: nucleus. Bases 289 to 1353 code for a protein of 354 amino acids. Gene Ontology annotation, molecular function: ribonuclease III activity; double-stranded RNA binding. Lineage: Eukaryota; Viridiplantae; Streptophyta; Magnoliopsida; Myrtales; Myrtaceae.